Molecule: messenger RNA, 432 nt
Organism: Brassica oleracea var. oleracea
Lineage: Eukaryota; Viridiplantae; Streptophyta; Magnoliopsida; Brassicales; Brassicaceae
Exons: 2
Coding region: 112-267 (51 amino acids)
Source: RefSeq, a predicted model, not a curated record
AUCACCGAUCCACGUUUACACUGAUCGUUUUGAGCAGGCAGAGUGAAUUUAAAAUUAAAAAAAAAAAACAGAAUCAGGAGGGAGAGAAUUGUGAAGAAAGAGAGAAAUCGCAUGAAUUUGUUUGGAAGCCUGAUCUUUUCAUCAUCGAUAUCGAGCCACUUUACGACUUGUCUUCUUAUCUUCAUCCUUCAUUUUUCUCCACAGCUCCCUUCUAAUAGUAAUAAUAAUAAUAAUAGUAAUCUUAAUUCUAAUCGUUUGAUCAAUUGAAAAAAAAUCAUGGAGUCGAGGAAAAACUCUGAUCGUCAAAUCCGUAGAGCUAAUUGCUUUUCAGCUGGUGGGAGGAUGAAGACAAGGUCACCGUCUGUGAUAGUGAUUGGAGGUGGUUUUGGUGGAAUCUCUGCUGCUCGUACUCUUCAAGACGCUUCCUUUCAG